AUGAAAGACGCCAUACGUUUGUUGACUCAGAUGCUUGCUACUCAGGCUGGACAGCAGAGUAGGAGUUACGAGUAUCCCGAUAGGGCUGCUAGUGCCAGAGCGCGGGAUUUUCUUACAUUAAGUCCCCCAGAGUUUAAGGGCACGGACCCAAAUGCUGAUCCCCAGGAGUUCAUAGAUGGCAUGCAGCGUACUUUAGACAUAAUGAGGGCGUCAGCUACGGAGUCUGUGGAGCUAGCCUCUUAUAGGCUACAGGGCAUAGCAAUUAACUGGUUUCAGUCCUGGAAGUUAUCCAGAGGGAGGGAUGCCCCUCCGCCGACGUGGCAGAAAUUUUCAGAUGCCUUCUUGCGCCAUCAUAUGCCACCCGAGCCGAGGCGGGCAAGAGUUGACCGGUUUCUUCACUUGCAGCAGGGUAGCAUGUCUGUUAGAGAGUAUAGUGUAGAGUUUAAUUCCUUGGCGAGAUAUGCCCCUUCUCGGUGCGCAGAUAUGGAGGAUAGGAUCCAUCACUACGUGAGAGGAUUAGAGCCGGAGUUACGAGAGGCUUGUAUGGCGCUUGCCAUGCGGCCAUAUAGACCAAAAAAGGUGGUCGAAACAGAGUCAAAGUCAUCAAAGAAAAGGUACCAGCCACACUGGCAAACGAAAAGAUCAAACUUUAGGAUGGACAGGGGAAGCAGCGGUCAUAAUCAUCACUUGGCUAGGAGUGAUAGGCGAAAUGAUCACAGUUCGGGGAACCAAGGUUUGCAAUUCAGGAAUGAUAUCGGUGGAUCAUCUAACAGUGGUGAGAGCCUGAAUUUAUCUGAAUACAACUUCAUGUUGCGGGUCUCAUUUCAGCUAUUGCUAAGGGAUGAAGUAGUCCAACUAUUAAUGAAUGGCCACUUGCGUGAAUUCUUAAGUGACUGGGCGAAAGGAAAUUACAAAAAUAAAGAAGCAAAUAAGCAAGUUGAACAUGCAAAACCUCAACACGUGAUCAAUAUGAUUAUCAGCGGGGUAGAAAUUCCUCGAGGUCCAAUGAUGAAGAGGAAAAAGGUCUCGAUCACUCAGGAAAAAAAAACCAGGGAUUACAUACUGGAGGGAUCCAUUUCCUUCAAUGAUGAAGACGCUGAGGGCAUCAUCCAACCCCAAAAUGAUGCUUUGGUAAUCUCUGUCCUUAUUAAUAAAUCUCAAGUUAAGCGUAUAUUGAUUAAUCCAGGCAGUUCGGCCAAUGUUAUCCAUUGGAAAGUGGUAGAGCAGCUGGGACUAUUGGACCAAAUUGUGCUGGCAGCUCGGGUUCUCAACGGGUUCAACAUGUCAUGUGAACUACAAAAGGGGAAAUCACUCUGCCGAUCGUGGGUGCAUGACGUUACACCAAAUGUUGAAGAUCCCAACCCCGAGGGGGUAAAAAUGGUUCAUGGGGAGCAGCCGGCAGCAAGGAAGAUGUUUGCAGUCGAAGAAGCAGCCCCGAUACCAAAGGCACUACCCUCAAAGGCCGUAGAAGAGCCAAUCAAAGGCAGAAAGGCUAAAUAG
Lycium ferocissimum is the source of this 1500-nucleotide messenger RNA. RefSeq lists its product as uncharacterized. The record is from RefSeq and is a predicted model, not a curated record. Lineage: Eukaryota; Viridiplantae; Streptophyta; Magnoliopsida; Solanales; Solanaceae. The coding region runs from base 1 to 1500 and encodes 499 amino acids. The transcript is spliced from 4 exons.